This is a messenger RNA of Erigeron canadensis, 879 nucleotides long. RefSeq lists its product as uncharacterized. The transcript has a single exon. NCBI's taxonomy places the organism in Eukaryota, Viridiplantae, Streptophyta, Magnoliopsida, Asterales, Asteraceae. The record is from RefSeq and is a predicted model, not a curated record. Bases 1 to 879 code for a protein of 292 amino acids.
AUGGCGAACCGCAAAAAAAGAGUUGCAGUCGAGCCAUCGCUUGACUCGAAGAAAGCUUGGACUGACUUGGAGAUAAAGAUUUUGAUCGAGUGUUGGCUUGAUGCGUCUGAGGAUCCAGAUUUUGGGAAUGAUCGAACGGGUGACAGUUUCUGGGACACGAUGAUUGAGAACUACAAUGCACAAGUGGAAUAUCAUAGAAAUAAGCACCAAAUGACGUCCAAAUGGAGGAAGAUUCGAGCCCAAGUUGCCAAGUUCAAUGCCAUUUGGUCCAAGUACGAUGAUAACCGAAGUAGCAGAGAAAACGACACCCAAGUUAUGGAAGAGGCGCGAGCCACCUACAAAGCUGAAGUUGGUGUCGCGUUUAACAUGUAUGAAUGUUGGUUACGUUUGAAGGAUAAGCCAUUGAUUCUCGCACCUUUCGGUGUGGAUGUUUUGGGUCGUAAUAUGACAAACAGGAGACCGGGAGUUGGGCUGAGUGAUCCGGUUAGUGUUGACAGUGAUGAGGAUGUUCUCGCCUAUGAACCCGUCGAUCUUGGAACCGAAAAUGAACUCUUCAGGCCUGACCUAUUUGCGCGUUCAGCUAAAACAAAGUCUCCACGCACUUCCACCUCUUUCGAUGCAGGUUUAGCUCGAUCAUUGGCAUCAGACAUCGUCGCCCAACUCGAGAGGCAUUGUAAAACCCGACAGGAGAUUUUGGAGUCCCAGAGGGAGUCACUAGCUUUCAUCCACGAGGAAGAAACGAAACGGACGAUGUAUUCGACACUUUCUUUCAUGGGGACGACCGAGUUGGACGAGGAGGAUAAGAGGUUCAUCAAGGACGCGAAGAAGAAGCUGAUGGCAGAGUAUACACCCAUCAUCCAAGGUCCCGGCUGUGUUUAG